ACUUUAAAGCAGCGGUAGUCUGGUCCCAUUUAUGGCCGUGAAUGCCUACUCAUGCUGCAAGCACAAUGUGAACUCUUGUGUGAGAUCGGGGAAAGAUAUUAUUUUAAUGACAAGCGAUUUGCCCUCUAUAUAAGCCUCAACCUGGUUCAUUCUUUUUUCACAAAAUACAUCCGCAGUAUAUAUGUUUAAGGAGUUUAAGUUUUAUACAUCAUCACCGAAAAUUUAUAAGAUCUAUAUUAGCCAUGGAUAUUGAGUCGUGUUGCUAUUUGGCGUUUUCUCUUGUGGGAUUAUUCUUUCUUGCUUUAUUCUUCGUACCUUCCAGGAAAAAUCAGCUUUACCCAAAGUCCUAUCCUCUAAUUGGUUCCUCGUUGGAAUUCAUAAGAAAUCGUGGGCGGAUUACCCAAUGGACUAGUGAAAUUUUUGACAAGUUAUCGUCCUCCACAUAUACACUUGAAUUUCUCGGAGGACGAAAUGUCUUAUUCACUAGAGACCCUUCCAAUGUCAAGCAUAUUCUCAAGACUCGCUUUGAUAACUACCACAAAGAGAGCAGAUUCACAGAAGCUUUAUCCGAUUUGUUCGGGAAGGGCCUUUUCCUCGUCGAUGGCUCGGAAUGGAAGUCACAGAGACAGUUUUUGCGCCAUGAUUUCUAUCCGAAAGACUUUCACGCUUAUAUAUCUGUAGCAGAGGAAGAGCUCUCAGGUCGUCUUGUCCCUUUUUUAAGUAAUAUAGCAGCUCAGGAAAAUGCCGCUACUACAAUUGAUCUCCAGAAUACAUUUAGUCGAUUCAUAUUCGAUGUGGUAUGUCGGAUCGGGUUUGGGUUCGAUCCAAAGUAUUUAUUGCCUUCUCUCCCACCAACCCCUUUAACCGACACUUACAAAACUGCAGUGAAGCUGAGCAUGGUUAGGCAUGGCACCUUACCCCUGAUAUGGAAAGCUAAAAGGUUCUUCAACACAGAGUCCGAGAAAAGACUUGGGCUCAUGGUUGAUGAACUUCAUAAAUUCCUGGGUGAUAUUAUCGCAAAAAAGAAGGAAAGAUUAGUCAUGAUGGAGGAUUUGGAGGACAAGGACGUGUUCGCAAGUAUAUUGAGAAGGGCACAGGGUGAACAACUAGGCGAGACGUUCCUCGUUGAUACAGCCGUUAACCUUAUCCUUGGAGGACUGGACACGUUGUGUUCGGCUUUAACGUGGUUCUUUUGGCUGAUCUCGAGUAACCCGAAUGCGGAACAAGAGAUUGUCAGGGAAAUUAGAGUGAAAGAUGGUCUAAACGACAUGGUUUACACGCACGCUUGUAUUUAUGAGAGCAUGAGACUCUAUCCGCCAGUCCCAGUGGUCACAAAAGAAGCAGUGGAAGACGAUGUUUGGCCUGAUGGGACAAAGGUAAAAAAGGGGACGAGCAUAAUCCUCCACAUAUUCGCUAUGGGAAGGUCACCAGAAUUGUGGGGCUCAGAUUGGGCUGAUUUUCGUCCCGAAAGAUGGUUGGAGAGAAGAAGUAGUGACACAUCCAGUAGUGAUGAUUGGAAUUUCAUAGCGAGAGACCCUUUCACAUAUCCAGUGUUUCAAGCAGGGCCCAGGAUUUGUUUAGGAAAAGAAAUUGCAGUCGUGUUGAUCAAAAUGGUGGCUGCCACCAUCCUCAAGCGUUUCCGAGUCAUUCCGGCUCAGGACAAUUUCUCUCCACAUUAUCAUGUACUGAUGACAUCAAGGAUGAAACGUGGCUUUCCAGUAAGAAUCAUAGAGCGUCAUUGAGCAUGUGCUACUGUUUGUUUGUUUUUACUUUUUUUCCUUUUUGGUUUGUUAUGUGGGUUAGAUUACAUGGCCAAGAGUGAUUUAGAUUCAGUUUGUUAAAUGUUCUAAGAAAUUAAAUAAUUCGAGAUGAAAUAAUUUGUAUUAGCAAUUAAA
Messenger RNA from Lycium barbarum (goji berry), 1895 nucleotides. Its product is annotated as cytochrome P450 94A2-like. The record is from RefSeq and is a predicted model, not a curated record. Lineage: Eukaryota; Viridiplantae; Streptophyta; Magnoliopsida; Solanales; Solanaceae. Gene Ontology annotation, molecular function: monooxygenase activity; heme binding; oxidoreductase activity, acting on paired donors, with incorporation or reduction of molecular oxygen. The transcript has a single exon. The coding region runs from base 243 to 1742 and encodes 499 amino acids.